Vicugna pacos (alpaca) is the source of this 1910-nucleotide messenger RNA. NCBI's taxonomy places the organism in Eukaryota, Metazoa, Chordata, Mammalia, Artiodactyla, Camelidae. The record is from RefSeq and is a predicted model, not a curated record.
CUGGCUCCGCCUGGGGCUGGGCCCAUAUUAACCUGUGCUCCGGCCUGGGGGCCAGCAGGGUGGGUGGGCCUGCGCUCUGGGAGGCAGAGGUGGCAGAGGUGGCGGCGGAGCCAGAGGCGCAAGGAGCAGGUGACCACAGCCAGGCUGCAAUGAACGUACUGAGGGAGAAGGUACUGACGCUGGACACCAUGAACCCGUGUGUCCAGAGGCUGGAGUAUGCCGUGCGAGGCCCCAUCGUUCUGCGUGCGCUGGAGCUGGAGGCAGAGCUGCGCCAGGGUGUAAAGAAGCCCUUCACUGAGGUCAUCCGCGCCAACGUCGGGGAUGCACAGGCCAUGGGGCAGAAGCCUAUCACCUUCCUGCGCCAGGUCCUGGCCCUCUGCAUCUACCCUGAUCUCCUGAACAGCCCAGACUUCCCCGAGGAUGCCAAGAGAAGGGCGGAGCGCAUCUUACAGGCCUGCGGGGGCCACAGCCUCGGGGCCUACAGCAUCAGCUCUGGCAUCCAGCUGAUCCGUGAGGAUGUGGCGCAGUACAUUGAGCGGCGCGACGGAGGCAUUCCCGCCGACCCCAAUAACAUCUUCCUGUCCACGGGAGCCACCGACGCCAUCGUGACGGUGCUAGAGUUGCUGGUGACCGGUGAGGGUCGCACGCGCACGGGUGUGCUCAUCCCCAUCCCUCAGUAUCCACUCUACUCCGCCGCGCUGGCCGAGCUCAACGCCGUGCAGGUGGACUACUACCUGGACGAGGAGCGCGCCUGGGCGGUCGAUAUGGCCGAGCUGCGGCGAGCGCUGCACCAGGCACGUGACCACUGCCGCCCCCGCGUGCUGUGCGUCAUCAACCCUGGCAAUCCCACAGGGCAUGUGCAGACCCGCGAGUGCAUCGAGGACAUGAUCCGCUUCGCCUUCGAGGAGAGGCUGUUCCUGUUGGCUGAUGAGGUGUACCAGGACAAUGUGUACGCCGAGGGCUCACAGUUCCACUCGUUCAAGAAGGUGCUCAUGGAGAUGGGGCCGCCAUACGCGGUGCAGCAGGAACUCGCCUCCUUCCACUCGAUCUCCAAGGGCUACAUGGGCGAGUGCGGCUUCCGCGGCGGCUACGUGGAGGUGGUGAACAUGGACGCCAUGGUGAAGCAGCAGCUGCUGAAACUGAGAAGCGUGCGGCUGUGCCCGACCACGCCCGGCCAGGUCCUGCUCGACAUGGUGGUCAGCCCGCCCGCGCCUUCUGACCCCUCCUUCACGCAGUUCCAGGCUGAGAGGCGAGCGGUGCUGGCUGAGCUGGCAGCCAAGGCCAAGCUCACGGAGCAGGUCUUCAACCAGGCUCCCGGCAUCCGCUGCAACCCGGUGCAGGGCGCCAUGUACUCCUUCCCGCGCGUGCAGCUGCCCCCCCGCGCGGUGAGGCGCGCUCAGGAUGACCAUUCUGCCCCCCAUGGAGAAGCUGCGGCCCCUGCUGGAGAAGCUGAAGCAGUUCCACGCCAGGUUCACCCGCGAGUUCUCCUGAGGACGCCGCUGGGGGCCAGGCUGGGCCGGCAGGGACGACCCUGGACUGACAGUGCUCAGGAUUCUGAGGGGUCUCUGGAGUCCUCUGGAUUUGCUCCUGCUGCCUGUGGGGCUGGGCCCCUGCCCCUCUGCAGGCCUUUAAUAAAGCUACCAGAUGGCCUGACUUCUUGGAGGCUGUGUGCACUCCUGUAUACCCCUCCCCCACCUUUGUCCACUCCUGACUGCUUUUCUGUGCAGGUCUGGGGGACCCAGAAGGAGUGGUCAAGGAGGGCUUCCACAGGAGGUUACCUUCUACAGACACCACACCUGCCACUGGCUGGGUCUCCACCCUGGUCACAGGUCUUGGGCCAGACACCGGCAAACAUUCACAUAAGAAUUAGGAGGUUAAGCUGGGGGAGGGUAUAGCUCAGGUGGUAAAGC